UCAGCUCUCCGCAGAGCCGAGCAGGAGUGCACCGCCGCGGGGAAGAUGGCCUCAGUUUUCACUAAUAAGCCGAGCAGAGUGCGGUGGUGGUGAAUCCUGGCGGGUUUCGGGUUUCCUCUCGGUGUUUCCCCUUCCUGAGCAUGAGAAGACAGCCUGCAGCAGCGGUCGCCCUCAGACUACUACAUGACAGACUGCACUGCGUGAUGCAGAUCAGAGUCCAAGAGUUGACAUCCUGCUGCCAGGAGGUGAUGGUCUCCUCCUCCUCUCUGCUCUGCUCACCUGCUCCUCUGUCGAACCUCCAAACGACAAGAUGUUAACAAGUUAUUCAUUUGAUUUUUGUGCAUCUCGGUACAUCAGACAGCGCCUUCACUGGGACUGCUGAGUGGUUUUAGCUUUUUUUUUACAGGACACCCAACACUGGACUGUUUGUAUUUAAUCACCGGAGGAGUUCAGCUGUAAUUCAACAAUGAUCUGACGGGUGUGAAGUGAGACAAACAUCAGCAGGAGUCACCUGGCGUCUGCGCAGCACACGAUGGCCAAUAACAACGAGCUACAAAGCGAUCCAGGUGGGCUGUCGGUGCUCCAGCAGCUCGGUCUGGACCAAAACUCUGACUUCUCCGACUCCAGCGUACAGCAGCGCCUGGACGAGCACCGCGAGAGGAUCCGCAGAGAGAUCCGCAAGGAGCUGAAGAUCAAGGAGGGUGCGGAGAAUCUGCGCAGGGCCACAACAGACAAGAGGAAUGCCCAGCAGGUGGACUCGCAGCUCCGCAGCUCCAAGCGCAAGCUGGAGUCCCUCCACGCUCAGCUGCAGGAGCUGGACGCACACAUCGUGGUCAAAGGACCUGAUGACAACAAAGAUACCCCAAAGUCUCCCGGGUCGCUCAAUCGGACGUCGGCCAACCAGCACCGCAUUGCAGCUUUGGAGCGGCAGCUAAACAUUGAACUGAAGGUCAAACAGGGAGCAGAGAAUAUGAUUCCAAUCUAUGUCAAUGGAGGUACCAAGGACAAGAAGCUUCUCCAGACAGCUCAGCAGAUGCUGCAGGACAGCAAGACGAAGAUCGACAUCAUCCGCAUGCAGAUCCGAAAGGCCAUGCAGGCCACGGAGCAAUCUGAGGACAGCCAAUCUAAGCCGGACAUGUGUGGAGUGGAGCUGCGCGUGGAGGAGCUGUGGCAUCACUACCGAGUGGAGCACGCCAUGGCCGAGGGAGCCAAGAACAUGCUGCGACUGCUGGGUGCAGGAAAGGUCCAAGACAAGAAAGCCAUGGCUGAGGCUCAGUGUGGUCUGAGCGAGUCGUCACAGCGCCUGGACCUGCUCAGGUGUUCUCUGGAGCAGAGGCUGCAGGAGCUCCCCGAGGAUCAUCCCAAGGCCUGCCUCAUCAAGGAGGAGUUAGUGCUGGCCUCCUCCUCGGCUUUCAGCUCCCGCCACAGCACCCCUUAUGUUCAUAACCAGUACAGUACCCUGAGUAAACCAUCGCCACUCACAGGUACUCUUCAGGUGCAUCUUCUGGGCUGUGUGGGGCUGCUGGAGGUCGUCCCAGGGCGGAGUAGAGGGACCCCGGUUGUUCUUCCUUCUUACUCUCAGGCAGAUGGACGCUCCUCAUUCAAACUGAGCGGCCUCUACAGCCGCAGCACCAGCAGCAUGAGCCUUAAAAUCCCCGGCAAGAACGAGGAGCCUUCCUCGGAGGUGAGCGCAGUGCUGAAGCUGGAGAACACAGUGGUGGGUCAGACAGGAUGGAGAACAGUUGGAGAGCAGGCCUGGGACCAGACCUUCACUGUGGAGCUGGAGAGAUCCAGGGAGAUGGAGAUUGCAGUGUACUGGAGAGAUUUCCGCUCCCUGUGUGCUCUGAAGUACCUGAAGCUGGAAGAGUUCCUGGACAACCAAAGACACAGAGUCCAACUGGAGCUGGAGCCACAGGGGCUGCUGCUGGCAGAGGUGACUUUCUUCAACCCAGUGAUAGAGAGAGGCCGAAGACUCCAGAGGCAGAAGAAAGUCUUCUCUAAACAGCACGGUAAAGCCUUCCUGCGUGCUCGUCAGAUGAAUGUGGACAUUGCUACCUGGGUCCGCCUGCUGAGGAACGCCAUCCCCAGCGGAAGCAACACACCUGCAUACACACCCAGCUUCACGAGCAACACACUCUCACACAACACAGGAGAAAUCUCUGUGGAGAAGCUGAAUCUGGGCAGCGACUCACCUCCCAAAGCUGAAACCAGGAGAGACGUGGUGGAUGCACCGGCUCCCUUGGAACAGACACCAGUCAUCGAGCCCCCGUCCACGCCGGAUGUCCCUGCUCACGAGCAGCCAACCAGAUCCCUCUCCCAGAACUCUUUACGCAGACCCAGCAGAGGCCCCCUUUGCCUUCAGGACUUCAAACUGAUGGCAGUGCUCGGAAGGGGCCACUUCGGGAAGGUGUUGCUGUCAGAGUACAAAAGGACCAGCAGCCUGUACGCCAUCAAAGCCCUGAAGAAGGGAGACAUUGUAGCGAGGGAUGAAGUGGAAAGUCUGAUGUGUGAGAAGCGGAUCUUUGAGACCGUCAACGGCUCCCACCACCCCUUCUUGGUCAACCUGUUUGCAUGUUUCCAGACGCCAGAACAUGUGUGUUUUGUCAUGGAGUACACAGCAGGAGGAGACCUCAUGAUGCACAUACAUGCCGACGUCUUUUCUGAGCCACGUGCUGUGUUCUACUCAGCUUGUGUUGUGUUGGGUCUGCAGUUCCUUCAUGACCAUAAGAUUGUGUAUCGGGAUCUUAAGUUGGACAACCUGCUGCUCGACACAGAAGGUUUUGUGAAGAUAGCAGACUUUGGGCUCUGUAAAGAAGGUAUGGGUUAUGGGGACAGGACCAGUACGUUCUGCGGGACUCCUGAGUUUCUGGCCCCAGAGGUGCUGACAGACACAUCAUACACCAGAGCAGUCGACUGGUGGGGGCUCGGGGUGCUCAUCUAUGAGAUGUUGGUCGGUGAGUCUCCGUUCCCAGGUGACGAUGAGGAGGAGGUAUUCGACAGCAUAGUGAACGAUGAAGUGCGCUACCCUCGCUUCCUCUCCACCGAAGCCAUCGGCAUCAUGAGACGGUUGUUGAGGAGGAAUCCUGAAAGACGUCUGGGCUCUGGAGAGAAGGAUGCCGAAGAUGUCAAAAAGCAACCGUUCUUCAGGGGUGUGGACUGGGAGGCUCUUCUUCAGAGGAAGGUCCCGCCCCCGUUCAUCCCGACCAUCGCAGGAAAAGAGGACGUCAGCAACUUCGACGUGGAGUUCACAGCCGAGGCUCCUGCCCUCACGCCUCCCCGCGAGCGCCGCACCCUUUCCCGCAAGGAACAGGACCACUUCAAGGAUUUUGACUAUGUCUCUGACCUCUGCUAGGGUCAGAGGUCAGAGGUCACAGGGUUAUUAGCUGCCCACUGCCAGCCACAGACUCUUAAAGGAGACUGAGAAGAGAAGGCUGACUCUGUGUCCCGCACAGGGAGAGAGGAACUUGAUGGUGAUGAGAGGCGAGGAGCUCUUUCUCUCUGUUUGCAAUGGGAUGGAGAACUGGCUGGGCCCAUCAGUGGAGUCUGAUCGCGUGUUGGACACACACGCAGUUUCACGCAUCUCCUGACCUCGACAGGUCUGCAGCUCCGUGACACUGCGUGGCUUUUAGAGGAGGAGGAAGUGGUGGUGAAGAUAAUCCAGAUUAUGUAACAAACAGAAGAUGAGAUGAUGGACUCCUGCUGUUUGUCCAACGCGUCAGUGACCGUACUGAAACGCUCAGAGAGCCUUUAAAUCAGAGUCAAACAGUCAAACGUGAUUAUUCUGACAGGAAGCAGUUUGUCUCUUUCCUUGCUGCACUCGCUCUCGUCUCUUGUCCCUUUAUCUCUGCUGUUUGUUGCUGCUAUGUGUGUGUGUGUUUCGUUGUGUUACAGCGUCCCUGCCUCAGUCAUGAAUGUAUCCACAUCAGCUGCAAUCAUGCACCACCUGUACAUUAACACAAGGGGGAGCCAGAGGAAAGAGAGAACUCAGAGCUGCUGCUGUUGACUGUGUCACAGAGAAGUAAAGUGAGUGGGUGUUUCAACAGAGAGGAGGGGGGUGGGGUCACAUGCUGUUAAUGUGUCUGUGCUCAAUCUUCUCUUUCCACUGUCUGUCAGUACAACACAGAUUUUUAACUACAAUCAUUUUUAAAUGACAAGAAGCUUUUACAGAUUUUGUUCUUUUUGUGAUUUAUUGAUUUUUUUUUCCCAUCUGUGUUUCCUCUUCUGUCAUUUGCUGGUGAAAUGUGUUGGAUCUGUGACUCAGUAAAGAUGUGAACCCAA
Messenger RNA from Epinephelus moara (kelp grouper), 4278 nucleotides. It is a transcript of the gene pkn1b, whose product is annotated as protein kinase N1b. Lineage: Eukaryota; Metazoa; Chordata; Actinopteri; Perciformes; Serranidae. Gene Ontology annotation, biological process: protein phosphorylation; signal transduction. The record is from RefSeq and is a predicted model, not a curated record. Gene Ontology annotation, molecular function: small GTPase binding; protein serine/threonine kinase activity; ATP binding. The transcript is spliced from 22 exons. Bases 533 to 3352 code for a protein of 939 amino acids.